AAAUAUCGUAACUGUCUCGGGGACAAUACCCCAUGCUGAGGAUUAAUGGUCCCUCCAGACCUUUGAUUCACCAGCGCCUUUUCUUUGCCCUUGACAAAUUGGAUUUUUAGGAAUGGGAAGGUCGCCUGGCCCAUUGUCUGCCAGCCAUUCACUCCGCCUGAUUAUGCAGGAGGGUUAGGGAAAGGCUCCAUGUGACCCUCUCGGAUGGGACUCCGCAGCUGCUCGAGGAGCCAAACUCUCUCACCAAACUCCGCGCCCCGGAGCAUCCCCCUGCCAAGGGGUACCCCUCCUGCUCCCGUUGAAAAGCCGGCGCCCACAACACCGCCGCGUCACUCCGCGGGCGGGGAUACGCCGCGGCUCGUCCUCCCCGCCUGCCCCUGUCACUCCGGCCCCCUUAAGUAGUUGGGGUUCCCGAGCGCUGGCACCCGGAGGCAGCGAUGCAAAGCAGCAGGGCCCCGGCCGGCAGCGUCAGCGCCGAGAGCUGCAUCCCUGCGGGGCUGCGGCUGGGCCCUGUGCCGGGCUCCUUCAAACUGGGCAAGUACCUGUCAGACCGCAGGGAGCCAGGACCCAAAAAAAAGGUGCGGAUGGUGAGAGGGGAAUUAGUGGAUGAAGCCGGGAGCUCAGCUCUGGAGUGGAUAGGGUUAAUCCGAGCUGCCCGAAACUCCCAAGAGCAGACACUGGAGGCUGUUGCGGAUCUGCCAGGAGGACAGAUUUUCUACCGGGCGCUACGAGAUGUCCAGCCGGGAGAGGAGCUCACCGUUUGGUACUCCAACCCACUGGCUCAGUGGUUUGACAUCCCUGUCACGGCCACCCCAACGCACGACGAGAAAGGUGAAGAGCGGUACAUCUGCUGGUACUGCUGGAGGACCUUCAAGUACCCAAAUAGCCUCAAGGCACACGUCCACUUCCACUGCUCGCUGAGCCACGGCCGCCCCUUCCUCCACCACGACCACGGCCGGCCCGCUGCCUUCGGCCUCCAGCCCAAGGAGCCGCCUGCCGCCGCGCUGCGCGCCCACCCGCCGCCGGGCUGCGGCCCGCGGGAGCCCGUCAAGCGCGAGGCCGCCGUCGCUUCCCCGCCGCUCGCCAAGCCUGGGCUGCCCAAGCGUGCGGCGGGCAAGGAGGAGCAGGAGCGGGCUCUGGACAUGAGCGUAGGGGCCGCCCGCGGGCCGGGGCCGCUGCUGGGGCCGGCGGGCGGCAACGGGCUGGCGCUGUGCCCCGGGGCGCGCUCGGCCUUCCGCCCCGCCGGGCCGCUGCGGGAGGAGGCGCGGGGCGCCGCCGCCCUCGGCUUCUCCAAGCUGCUGGGAGGGCUGAAGGCGGGACGCUCAGCCUCCGAGGCGCCGCCCAAGUGCGGGGCGCUGCCGGGCGAGGCCGCCCCUCCGGCGGCAGCUGCCGGUCUGGCGUGCGGCGGCGGGCUCCGCGCCUUCCCGCUGCUCUCACCGCUGGAGGAGGCCUCGGCCUUCCGGCAGGUGGAGCGGGGACUGCCAGGAGCCGCCCUGCCGCCCGCCCGCUACCCACCGCUGCCCGGGGGCGCGCUGGAGCGCUUCGCGCUGCCGCCCUUCGAGGGACUGAAGGCGUACGCGGGCGAGUGCGGGCUGCCCGUGAUGCCGCUCACCGUCUACAACGGGGAGCUGCUCUACGGCGCCGCGCCCUACUACCCGCUGAAGCUGCACCUGGGCGGCCUCCUCAAGUACCCCGAGUCGGUGUCGUACUUCGGGGGGCCGGCGGCAGGGCUGCACGCCGCCGAGCUGGGUUCGCUGGCCAGCAUCGACCGGGAGAUCGCCAUGCACACGCAGCAGCUCUCCGAGUUGGCGGCUGAGAAGGGCCGUGGGCGGCUGGAGGCCCUGCCAGCGGCAGCUGCGGCCGGCGGGAAGCCCAAGACCGGGCACCUGUGCCUCUACUGCGGGAAGCUGUACUCCCGCAAGUACGGGCUGAAGAUCCACAUGCGGACUCACACUGGCUACAAGCCGCUCAAGUGCAAGGUCUGCCUGCGGCCCUUUGGGGACCCCAGCAACCUCAACAAGCAUAUCCGUCUGCACGCCGAAGGCAACACGCCUUACCGCUGCGAGUACUGCGGCAAGGUGCUGGUGCGGCGCCGCGAUCUGGAGCGGCACGUCAAGUCCCGGCACCCGGGACAGAGCCUUGGCAAGGCGGCCGAGGACAAGAGUGACUCUGGCUACGCGGCCCCCGAACAGGAACAAAAGACUGACAACGAGAGCGACGUGGACGUCUGCUUCACCGACGACCAGAGCGACCCGGAGAGCGGCAGCAGGAGCCACGAGCAGUGACGCGGGAGGCGACCGGGGCAGAGUGGGCCGGUCCGGAGAGGGAGCUCUCCCCUCCCGCUGACUCGGAGCUGGGGCGGUUCCAAGGGAGGCCGUGUCGCGGGGAAGCGCGGGCUGGCUGGCACCCGCUGGCGGCUGGGCGGCCGGGAGUUGGGCCGGGAAAGUAAGGGGGGCGAAACCCUGGCGGGCCUGGGAUCCCACCGAACAGACAGCGCACCCCCAUAGGCGCCCGUAUUUUAGCGGCCAUAUAUUUUUAUUGUACCUUUGUGUGGAGGAAAUUGUGCCUUUUGGAAGCGAUUUUUUAUUAUGUGCUCUCCCACCACUUGUUCCUGCGAUCCAAGCCGUAGGACGCAGCAUAAGACCCAGGUCACGGGCACCUCUGGCGUCUGUACACCUUAUCUGACACCUCAGAUGUGCUUUCUCGGGUCCUAUUAAAGCAAUACCAGCAGCUUUCUUGAAAUAAAUAAAUAAAUAAUAAUUAAAAAAAAGCAACAAAAAGCCACACUUGCAGCACUGAAGAGGUUCGCAUAUAACAGGUGCACCAUUUGAUCAAGUUGCAAUUAUUUAUAACAGAUAAUAUUUGAGUAACAAAUGUAAAUUACAUAUUGAAAAGCAUGAAUCUAAAAGCACGCACUAUAUCAUUUUAAGGGAAAUACACUCUCUGUUCGGUAGAAUACAAAUGUGGUGUAUGUUUGUUUUCUAAUGAAUGAUGUACAGUGGAUACAGUAUUUUGGUCUUGGUUCCGGUUUGUCAUGCUAUUUUGUUUUAUUUUAUUUUAUUUUUCUCUAAAUAAAGUUACUGACAAACUGCUGUUUGGUUGGUCACUGAAGCGCUGCAGGCAGGAUCUUGUAUUUCUCCAUAACGCUUCUGAUGAUGAGGAGCUCGACGCACAUCCCGCUGGCUUCAGCUUCGAGUCAUGCUUUAAAGUAUUCGCCCCAUUGAAUAUUGCGUCUGAGUAGUUUCCUUCUGUCACUCAGCAAAACGAACCGGCAAAACCCAAACAAACCCCAAUCUGUUCUUCCCCAUGCCUACGAUUUUUGGAAAA
Pezoporus occidentalis (night parrot) is the source of this 3327-nucleotide messenger RNA. RefSeq names its product PR/SET domain 13 (gene PRDM13). The record is from RefSeq and is a predicted model, not a curated record. Gene Ontology annotation, biological process: regulation of gene expression. Bases 438 to 2285 code for a protein of 615 amino acids. NCBI's taxonomy places the organism in Eukaryota, Metazoa, Chordata, Aves, Psittaciformes, Psittacidae. The transcript has 4 exons. Gene Ontology annotation, cellular component: nucleus. Gene Ontology annotation, molecular function: protein binding.